GCCUUCUCCUCCUGUAUGCACGAGAUUCCCGCGGUCAACAUUCAAACAUUUGAUACUGUGUGUGUGGCGCGAACCGUUGGCGGGAGACAGUGUGAGCUGAGCUGUGAUGGCCAAACGGAUUGCUGAAAAAGAGUUGACAGACAGGAACUGGGAUCAGGAAGAUGAAGGCGAGGAGGCAGGAAUGUUUUCAAUUGCGAGUGACGAUGUGAUGAAGAAUCGCGCCAUCAAGAAAGCCAGGCGUCGUAACGUAGGAGCAGAGGGAGAGAGUGGAGGGUCUUUCAAAGCAUUUAAGGGGUUCUCUCUGACCCCGGCCACAGGGUCGACAUCAUUCUCUGGCUUCGGUAAUGGUGCUGGUUUCAAACCUCUCUCCAGCCUGACCAAUGGCAGCGUAGCAUCGGUGGCCCCAUCCUUUGCUGGUUUUAAUGUUCCCACAUCUGCUAAAACUAACAGUGGCCCCUUAACGUUCAACAGCUCCACCCCCUCCAAACCCACAGAUGGUGAUGUCACCUCUAAUGGCUCCGCCCCUAGCAGUAAAGAAUACAACCGGCAGCUCACCGCACUAAACUGCUCUGUGCGCGACUGGAUCACCAAGCAUGUCAAUGACAACCCCCUGUGCGACCUCAACCCCAUCUUCAGUGACUACGAGCGACACCUGGCCAGCAUCGAAAAGAAAUAUGGCAACUGUGCAUCAGAAAGCGGGGCGGAGAGCACGUCGUUUGGAGGGGAGCAGAAGCAGGUUCUGUCGAGCGGAACAGCUGCUUCUGUUUCUGGCAUGAGUGCUGCUGUGACCGCGUCUGUUAGUAGUGCAGCGCCACAGCUCUUUUCAUUUAAAGACAAGGAUGUUGCUGCACCAGACAAACCAGCAGCGGUGGCUCCUCCAGGCGUCUCCUUUAAUUUUGGCCAAAAGGUGGACAGCUCUGUGCUAGGCACACUUGCGUCCAGCGGAGCACCUUCGUUCUUGUUUUCCUCUUCUUCAGGCGUGUCUGUGUUUGGAACAGCCGUCAGUAGUGUCAGUCCUGCGGUGUCAUCCUCUCUGAAUGCAGCCAGCAGCAGCCAGACUGCAGAUGAGAAUGGAGAGGAAUCAGAGGAGCCACCUGUUCCUGUGGUGAAAGAGAUCAAGGAGAAAGACGCCUUCUACUCCAAAAAGUGUAAGUUGUUCUAUAAGAAGGACGGAGAGUUUAAGGAGAAGGGGGUGGGAACACUGCAUCUGAAGAUGGUGGCUGAUAGCAAGCUUCAGCUUUUGGUGCGAGCUGACACCAACCUGGGGAACAUCUUGUUGAACAUCAUGGUGUCCUCUUCCAUGCCCUGCUCACGAACUGGCAAAAACAACGUGAUGGUGGUGUGUGUGCCAAACCCUCCUGUGGAUGACAAGAACCCAAACACACCCGUCCCAGUGCUCAUACGCGUGAAAACAGGAGAGGACGCAGACGAGCUGCAUCGAGUCCUGCAAGAGAAAAAAGCCUAAAGCAGC
Carassius carassius (crucian carp) is the source of this 1471-nucleotide messenger RNA. RefSeq names its product nuclear pore complex protein Nup50-like. Gene Ontology annotation, biological process: protein import into nucleus. The transcript is spliced from 8 exons. Lineage: Eukaryota; Metazoa; Chordata; Actinopteri; Cypriniformes; Cyprinidae. Gene Ontology annotation, cellular component: nuclear pore. The record is from RefSeq and is a predicted model, not a curated record. Bases 107 to 1465 code for a protein of 452 amino acids.